GCCUGCAUUAAAUCCACAAAAUAUUUUUAUGUAAUGUCAAUAAAACUAAAUAUAUCUCUACUCAUUAAUAAAUAAAGUAUUUUAUAAAUAAAUUAAAUGAGAAUAAAUUUUCUCAAAUAAUACUCAGCAACUGGUUUUAAAAAUGUCAUCAUUCUUUACAAUUUAUCAUAAUCAUCGUACUUGACAAUAUUUUAUUAUUAAAUUGUAAAUUCUCUGUGACGUUUUAUAUUAUCACGCAAUCAGCUGAUACUCCGGUGGUCUAAAUAAUUAUUUUCAUUAAAUUAAUUAUUCCUCACAACAGACAACAAUUGUUCAUAAAAUUAAUUACGUCAAAAUAAUCAUAAAUAUUCACAUGUGACUUUUUUUUUACAAAUAAUUUAUCUAGAUUUAAGAUUCAAUAGCUGGCGUGAGUGUCUACGUGACAUUUCCGAUAACAUUCACCUAGAAAAAAAAAUAAAAUAUAUAUCUACAGUCAGCAUCGUCACUGAGAAACUAUUAAAUUAUUUGUGAUAAACGUACGUUUGAUAAUUAAAAGUUAACGAUGGGUAAUGCCAGUAGUAAUCAGCCAGGUCAUCACCAUGGCAGUGCAAUAACUAAGGACACACAUCGACAGAGUAAAGACCAUCCGCCCCCUUCGCCUGGUAGAGAUGGUCAAGCAUUUACAUUCUCGAAAAAACCAAACAAAAAAUUAGUUUUCCAAACUUCUAACGAGGAGGAAGAGCCAUAUUUAUCAAAGGAAGACGAUGAAGAUCCAGGACGGCCAAGAUCAAAUACUAUCUCCGAAGGCAGUAAAAUAGUCGUACAGUCACCGGAUCCACCAAAAUCCCUACCAACUGUAUUUAAAUGGGAAGGUGGUGGCAAGGAAGUCUACAUCGGCGGUUCAUUUACACAGUGGAGGAAAAUCCCGAUGGUCAACAGUCAUGGAGAUUUUGUUACGAUCAUUGAUUUACCUCUUGGAGAUCAUGAGUAUAAAUUUUACGUCGAUGGUGAAUGGAAAUGUGAUCCUACUAUCCAAAAUGUUGAUAAUGAAGGAAAGAAAAAUAAUCUUGUUACUGUAAGAAAGUCAGACUUUGAAGUAUUCCAAGCUCUUGCUAAAGACAGUGAAGGAGGUUCAAGUAGCAUACAAACGGAAUUUUGUCAAGAAGUUCCGGCACAGAAACCUUGGGACAGAGUACCUGGACCACCAGUUUUGCCGCCUCAUUUACUCCAAGUCAUUUUAAAUAAAGACACACCACUAUCGUGUGAACCAACACUCUUGCCAGAACCAAAUCACGUAAUGCUAAAUCAUCUUUAUGCUCUGAGCAUAAAAGAAAGCGUAAUGGUAUUGUCAGCAACUCAUCGUUAUCGUAAAAAAUACGUCACAACUCUGCUGUACAAGCCGAUAUAAAAAUAAUAAUAAUAACAAAUAUUUUAUUGCCAUAUGUAUGAUUGAUGGACGACAAUACGAUCACAUCGAUCUUUGUUGUAGAGAAUCAUGGUAUGAUUUUAAUUAAGAUUUAUAUUAUAUUUUAUUUUAUUUUGUUAGGUAUGAGGUCUAAUAUUUAAUCGUUAACAGAAGGAAUUUAAGAUAAAAAAAUUUAACAAGUGAGAUUUCUUUUAAAGAUUAAUUAUCAAUAUUGGCAAUUUUAUUGUCAUAAUUAUUGUAAUUUGAUAUUUAUUUUUCAUGUAAUCU
This is a messenger RNA of Microplitis mediator, 1672 nucleotides long. It is a transcript of the gene alc, whose product is annotated as 5'-AMP-activated protein kinase subunit beta-1. Gene Ontology annotation, molecular function: protein kinase binding. Lineage: Eukaryota; Metazoa; Arthropoda; Insecta; Hymenoptera; Braconidae. The transcript has 5 exons. Gene Ontology annotation, cellular component: cytoplasm; nucleotide-activated protein kinase complex; nucleus. The record is from RefSeq and is a predicted model, not a curated record. The coding region runs from base 542 to 1387 and encodes 281 amino acids. Gene Ontology annotation, biological process: signal transduction.